ACUUGUGGCAUUGCGUGACGUCGCGUCGUUGUGUGCUGGUGCUGGGCGCCUUGACUCGCCUGUCACCAUCAGCAACAGCAGGAGGAACCUCCUCCUUAGCAGCAAGACAGUCCGUUCUGUCGCCUCUCCGGCGCAAUGGUCUCUUGGAUUAUCUCCAGACUUGUGGUACUUGUGUUUGGUACGCUGUAUCCUGCCUACUCAUCUUAUAAAGCCGUCAAGUCCAAAGACGUAAAGGAAUAUGUGAAAUGGAUGAUGUACUGGAUAAUAUUUGCCCUAUUUACAUCAGUGGAAGUAUUCACCGAUAUGUUUCUUUGCUGGCUUCCUUUCUACUAUGAACUGAAGAUAGCCUUUGUGGUGUGGUUAUUGUCGCCUUACACUAAAGGCUCCAGUGUGCUCUACAGGAAGUUUGUCCACCCCACUCUUUCCUCUAAAGAAAAGGAUAUUGAUGACUAUAUCUGCCAAGCCAAGGACAAAAGCUAUGACACGCUGGUGCAUUAUGGGAGAAAGGGGCUAAAUGUGGCCGCCACCGCUGCUGUCAUGGCUGCAACAAAGGGCCAAGGAGUUCUGACGGACAGAUUGAGGAGCUUCAGCAUGCAAGAUCUGUCGGGAUACGACUCGGACACGGCCAGCUCUACCCAGCCAACGAGAACGGAAGCAGCAGCUCAGCACCGGGCUCGCACCAUGAUGCGGAGCAAGUCUGAAAGCUACAACAAAGAUUUUGACAUGACUGACUAUGAGGUGUUGGCACUAGACCAAAGGGUACCAGAGGAGUCGCUGACACCUGAUUCCUCGCCACCCUCCACGCCUUCUCCCACUCCUCCAGCUCUGGGGGAGCCAGAGGAGGGAACGAAGGUUGUACGGGGGGCUCAGCUCGGGUUCGUGAAAAGAAAACCUCCCGAGCCUCCUCUUAGAGUCUUAAGGCCUCUCACGAGAUCCAGGAGCGCUGUGUGUUCCAACAGCGAAGCCAUGUGAAGCGCGUGGGCCGUGCACAUCGACGCCUCCAGCUGCCUCCAGCUUGCUGCAACACGUAAUUUUUCUUUUUUUUUUU
This is a messenger RNA of Hippocampus zosterae (dwarf seahorse), 1048 nucleotides long. It is a transcript of the gene reep1, whose product is annotated as receptor accessory protein 1. Bases 136 to 972 code for a protein of 278 amino acids. Gene Ontology annotation, biological process: endoplasmic reticulum tubular network organization. The record is from RefSeq and is a predicted model, not a curated record. The transcript is spliced from 8 exons. Gene Ontology annotation, molecular function: microtubule binding. NCBI's taxonomy places the organism in Eukaryota, Metazoa, Chordata, Actinopteri, Syngnathiformes, Syngnathidae. Gene Ontology annotation, cellular component: cytoplasmic microtubule; endoplasmic reticulum membrane; endoplasmic reticulum tubular network.